Molecule: messenger RNA, 1737 nt
Organism: Aspergillus saccharolyticus JOP 1030-1
Lineage: Eukaryota; Fungi; Ascomycota; Eurotiomycetes; Eurotiales; Aspergillaceae
Product: Zn(II)2Cys6 transcription factor domain-containing protein
Exons: 5
Coding region: 1-1737 (578 amino acids)
Biological process (GO): regulation of DNA-templated transcription
Molecular function (GO): zinc ion binding; DNA-binding transcription factor activity, RNA polymerase II-specific
Source: RefSeq, a predicted model, not a curated record
AUGUCGACUCCGCAAGUGCGACAGAGAGCAUAUAGGACACGGACCAAGUCGGGAUGUUUGACAUGCAAGAAGCGACGGAUCAAAUGCGACGAGACCAGGCCGAGCUGCUUACGGUGUACUUCCACGGGCCGUAAGUGUGACGGCUAUGGCACAAAUACCCUUUCCCUGACGAAUACUUCCCUUCCACGGCCUACGCUUUCUCUUGCAGCCUUUAUGCAUGCGAGAAGCGAGCGAGAAGUUCGAUCGUUCCAGUUCUUCUAUGAAAAGACCGUAUUCUCCUUAGCGGGUUACUGUGGAUCGGAACUGUGGAGCCGCUCAGUAUUGCAGGUCAGUCAGUAUGAGAAGCCUGUUUGGCACGCGCUGGUCGCUCUCGGUGCCUUGCAUGAGAACUUCGAGAAUGACCGACAGAUCCCCGGCUUCUGGUUUAGUCGAGAGGGACACGAUGCUUUUGCCUUGAGGGAGUACCUCGAAGCGAUCAGGGCCCUCUUGAGUCCUUCGAGUUCCGGCAGCAGCCUGUCCUUACAUGGGAGCGGCACCCAUGAAGGGAGGCUCACGGUAGAUGUAUGCCUUAUCUCUGUAGUGCUUUUCGUCUGCUAUGAGAUCAUGUCCAGCCAUUAUGUGGCAGCGGUUAAUCAUAUUCGCAGUGGGGUGAAGAUCCUCGGUGAGGUAACCUACGACCCUAGCACCGGGACAUAUCAUCACCCGUUCCUCAGACCAUCCACUGUACCGAGCCUUGAGAUUGAGAAUCUCCGGGUGCUCCUGCUUAGAUUGCACAGGCAGGCCUUUACACUGGUGAGUGAUAUUCGGUACCUGCCGCGUGGUUGCUCUUGGUCUGGAACGAAUACUAAUGCCUUCGUAAGACACGAGCUGAAGAGGAUGAUCCCUCCUCGACUUCCCUGCAAUGGACUGGAUCUGGAUCCGUCAACAUACCACCGUGCUUUUCGUCCCUUGCGGAAGCGCGCGACAUAUACGAGUUCUAUAACACGCUAUACGGUUCUGCUGCAGAUGUGGUCCAUGGCUUUGGAUUGCUUCGAGCAAGCUCGGGGCCUAUGCUUGACCGUGAGGGAACAGGCCGGCCUGAAAAUCUUGCAGAUUCAUCGGCUCAGGCACAAUUUACUCUUGGACCAGUACAAAUCGGGCUUGUCAAAGUCUAUCGUAUGGGAUAGAUAUAAUGCGGUCUUCAAAGAGAUUAAUUCUUUGGCCGCCUCGGUUGUGGAGAUCUCUCGCGGCAAUGGCGCCCAGUCUAUGUCUCCGGCUCACUCACCAGACUCGCCCUCAAGUCGGCCACCGCUGAAUCCGAGCUUUUCGCUCGAUCUGGGUAUCAUCGAUUCCCUUUACGAUGUUGCUACUUUGUGUCGUGACCCAGUAAUCCGCCGGGAGGCUGUGGACAUUUUGCGAUCGGCAUCCCGCCAGGAAGGUGUUUUCAAUAGUCACGUCUGUGCAGUUGUUGCAGAAAAGGUCAUCGCGUUGGAGGAGAAAGUCGCACUUGAGGGUAGCUUGGAUUACUGUCGUGAUUCUGCCACGGUUGUGAAGUUGAUAUCGGAGAACGGCGUCGGUCGGCACGGGACCAUCUCUCGGUGCUCUGAGGUGCCUGAAAAUGCGCGACUGACCUAUGCAUAUCCUGAAUUCGAUACUGUUGGGAGGCAGGUCUUUUUGACGAUUGGUCAGGAUAGCAGGGUGCAUGCCAAUAUACCUUUACAGGCCAUGACUGUGAUGCUGAAUACCGAGGACGUCUAG